AUGGACCCUCAGGAAGUGGUCAUAUCCGCAUUGAAAGAGAGAAACAUACCGCCGAAACGUGACGAAAUUACAUCGGCUUUUCGAAAUGAGAUCAACGGCGUCGGCAAUACGGAAUGGGUACAGGAACACCUCACCCCGGACACGCUUCUGUCGCAAGAGGAAUUGAGACUGUAUGCUCUGCACUCUGUACCUGUUAACUGGGAUGCUCAUAUGCUCAUUUUGGAACGCUCACAUAGGUACUCCAAGCUAGAAGAAUCAGGUGCUUUGCCUGCUCUUUUCUCUGAUGCGAACUUCGAUUCCACUCGACCUUUCCUAGACGAUGACCUCCAAAGGGCAAUUGAAGCGCUUAACACGUCCACGGCAAAUAUACAGAGGCAGAUAGACAUAUUGACAUCCCAAUAUGAAAUCUUGCACCGGCAACAUAAGCGGGGCGACGACCAAGCAUCCAAGCAAAACAGAGAGGUGGAACGGUUACGGCGGAAACAUGAGGCAGCGACGCAGAAUACGGCUGCUGCGAUAAGCGAAAUGGUGCAUGAACUGGAGGUCAGCCUCAAGAAUGAAUCAGAGAAGUCGACUAUGGACGGCAAGAAGAUACUUUCUGCUUUGACGGUGCGGUUGAAAGAUAACGACAAACUAUUAUCAGAUAUCGAGGCGCUUGCAUCUGGAGUAAAGUCCUUUGACGGCGACGCCUCUACUAUGAAGCGGACAACGGAACUGAGCAGUAUCCUGUCCAAAUAUGUCGCGGAAGAGAUAUACUGCAGACUUGAUCGCUUGUACCUGGAGAAACUCCUCGAUGGUAGCAAAUCAGUCUCCGAUGUCCCAACGGACAAGGACACUGAGACUGUAGCUGGCCUGGAACAAGAGACGGAUUCUCUCUAUCCCGAAAUCGACAUCCUGGCCGAAAUGUCCACUAAGCAACAAUUUGUGGAGCCUAUACUACGACAGCUCCGGAAUCACCAUGGCCAGCUGCGCAUAGCCUCUCAUCAAAAACUUGACCUUAUCCUCAAGAUGGUCAUGGAUAUGACUACAUCUACAGAAAAUCUGAUCACAGCCCUUCAAGACCGCGAGUCUCUCUGCGCCACCCUCGAGGCUUUUGCAUCUGCAUAUCGGUCUGAGGUGGGUGAUCAGAUCUUGGACUCGAAUAGCUCAAGACGAGAAACAAUGAGAAGGUUUUCCACACAACCCACAUCCAUGUCGGUUCAGCCCGGGAGACAGUUGGGUCAUUUCCCUGAAUGCGAGGCCUUAAGUGGGCUCUUGCGCCGCUUAGGUCUGUCAUUCGAGGCUGUCUUCCAAGCUGAACAAGCCGAGGGUGGGAUACAAACCUUGAUCACGGAACGACAGCACAUGCUCGACGGACUGCACAACUAUGGCAUUGCCAGUGACUCACCACUAGCGGUUGAGCUGCUACCAACAGAUCGGGCAACCAGGCUUGUUUAUUCCGCUCUUGAAGCCGAUUCUUUGUUUACAACCUCUUUGUCGAGCAUGGAGCACGAGAGGAGCCUCUCAGAGCUCGAGUCCAAGCUCAGCCGUAUCCAGAAAGGGAUCGAGAGACUCAAUUAUGAUGUUGUUUACCAGCGAAACAAGAAUAAGGAAAGUUUCCUAGAGAGAUGGGGGUAG
Messenger RNA from Aspergillus mulundensis, 1617 nucleotides. RefSeq lists its product as uncharacterized. The record is from RefSeq and is a predicted model, not a curated record. The transcript has 3 exons. Lineage: Eukaryota; Fungi; Ascomycota; Eurotiomycetes; Eurotiales; Aspergillaceae. Bases 1 to 1617 code for a protein of 538 amino acids.